Messenger RNA from Onychostoma macrolepis, 3054 nucleotides. RefSeq names its product 5'-nucleotidase, cytosolic IAb (gene nt5c1ab). Gene Ontology annotation, cellular component: cytosol; cytoplasm. The record is from RefSeq and is a predicted model, not a curated record. The coding region runs from base 400 to 1419 and encodes 339 amino acids. NCBI's taxonomy places the organism in Eukaryota, Metazoa, Chordata, Actinopteri, Cypriniformes, Cyprinidae. Gene Ontology annotation, biological process: nucleotide metabolic process; adenosine metabolic process. The transcript has 7 exons. Gene Ontology annotation, molecular function: magnesium ion binding; nucleotide binding; 5'-nucleotidase activity.
AGCCCCGGAAGCAGCAGAUGAUGGAGAUGUGGUGUGGGAAGGAGGUGAGGAUGACAGCCAUGCACAUCUAAAUCGGUGUGUGUUCAUUUGAUUGCUCUUUGGGUUCUGCUUUGCUCCAGGGGAUGUGUCUGCCCAGUGUGUGUGUGUGUGUUUAUGUGAAGGUCAUACAGAGCAGGGCUCUCCUGAGCAUCAGUCAUGAAUAAACCACUAAUGAAAGAGAUGCACACUUUUGGGGAGCAGAAGGAGAACCAGUCGAGUCCCAGCAAGAAACCUACACCGCGAGACACUGAACAGACGCGAUGGCGCGAGCGUUUGCUGCAGUGAUGCCGCCGAGGAAUAAACCUGUAUUCAACAGUGGAUCAGCAAACACAAUAACAAGGCAGCUUACAGAAGACGACAAUGAUCCGCGAUAAAACCGCAGCGCAGAAUUUGCCAAAGCCUCAGAAUGCCAUCACCAUCGCCGUGUCCUCCCGUGCUCUCUUCAAUAUGGAUCGAGAGCAGGACAUUUAUGAGCAGCAGGGAAUGGAGGAUUACCUGAAAUAUCAGAUCCAACAUGAGAUCGAGCCAUUCGCACCUGGACCUGCAUUCCCCUUCAUUAAGGCAGUGGAGGCAGUGAACACUCGACUCAGGGAGCUUUAUCCAGACAGUGAAGAGCUCUUUGAUGUGGUUCUGAUGACCAGCAAUCAUGCUCAUGUGGGACUUCGGCUCAUAAAUUCAAUCAACCAUUACCAGCUAUUUAUAGAGCGCUUUUGUAUGACUGGAGGCAACAGUCUUAUUGGGUAUCUGAAAGCCUACCAUGCCAACCUUUAUCUGUCAGCUGAUUCACUGAAAGUAAGAGAAGCCAUUGAAGAAGGAAUUGCAGCAGCAACAGUAUUCUCACCUGGAAAAAUCACAGAGGUGCAGGAGACUCAGCUGCGAGUGGCCUUUGAUGGAGAUGCCGUUCUCUUUUCAGAUGAGUCGGAGAGAAUCUACAAAGCCCACGGACUGGCCAAGUUCUUUGAGCAUGAGAAAGCCCAUGAAAAUAAACCUCUUGAUCAUGGACCACUUAAGGGGUUCUUGGAAGCUCUAGGGAAGCUGCAACAGAAAUUCUAUGCCAAAGGUCAGCGCCUGGAUUGUCCCAUCCGCACCUAUUUGGUUACAGCUCGCAGUGCAGCCAGUUCAGGCACCCGGGCCCUCAAGACGUUACGUUCCUGGGGUCUAGAGAUAGAUGAGGCCCUCUUCCUAGCAGGAGCCCCUAAAGGCCCCAUGCUGGAAAAGAUCAGACCUCACAUCUUCUUCGAUGAUCAGAUGUUCCACGUAGAGGGAGCAGCAGAACUUGGGACUGUGGCGGCUCAUGUUCCCUAUGGAAUUGCCCAGAAGUUUCAAUCAAAGACGGCAAGGGAUGUAAAAAAAGAAAUGCCAGCCAAGCAGCUAGAGUGAAUACUGCUCUCUUCAUCCUGGGUGUGACGAUUUUAAAUAAGGUUUUAAAGGGAUGCUUCACCCCAAAAUUAAAAAUCUCUCAUCAUUUACUCACCCUCAAGUUGUUCCAAACCUGUGUGAGUUUAUUUCUUCUGUUCAGCCCAGAAGAAGAUAUUCAGAAGAAUGUUAGUAACCAAACAGCUGAUGGUAGCCAUGGACUUUCAUAGUAUGGAAAAAAAAGUGCUAUGGAAAUUUAUGGAAGAAAUUUUUGAGUUUCUUUGUAAUUGGUUACUUUCCAAAAGUAAGUAAAUAAAUAAAUAAUAGUGCUGUCAAUCGAUUAAUCGCGAUUAAUCGCUUCCAAAAUAAAAGUUUUUGUUUACAUAAUAUAUGUGUACACUGUGUAUAUUUAUUAUGUAUAUGUAAAUACAAACACAUGCAUGUAUAUAUUUAAGAAAAAUAUGUUAUGUUUAUAUAUUAAAUAUAUUUAUAUAUAAUAUGUGACCCUGGACCACAAAACCAGUCUUAAGUGUCAAUUUUUCUAAAUUGAGAUUUAUACAUCAUCUGAAAGCUGAAUAAAUAAUCUUUCCAUUGAUGUAUGGUUUGUUAGGAUCGGACAAUAUUUGGCCGAGAUACAACUAUUUGAAAAUCUGGAAUCUGAGGGUGCAAAAAAAUCUAAAUAUUGAGAAAAUCGCCUUUAAAGUUGUCCAAAUUAAGUUCUUAGCAAUGCAUAUUACUAAUCAAAAAUGAAGUUUUGAUAUAUUUUUGGUAAGAAAUUUACAAAAUAUCUUUACUUAAUAUCCUAAUGAUUUUUGGCAUGAAAUAAAAAUGGAUCAUUUUGAUCAAUACAAUGUAUUUUUGGCUAUUGCUAUAAAUAUACCCCAGCGACUUAAGACUGGUUUUGUGGUCCAGGGUCACAUAUAAGAAUAUAAAUAUAUAAAUGUAUAUGCAUGUAAAUAUUUUCAAAAUAUAUACUGUAUGUGUGUGUAUUUAUAUAUACAUAAUAAAUAUACACAGUCCACAUACAUAUAUUAUGAAAACACAAUUUUUAUUUUGGAUUUUAAUCGCGAUUACUCAUUUGACAGCACUAAAAGUUUUAAAAUAGCUACUCAGUGAGUUUUGCUUUUCCAGCUUCCAAAAAUAGGCCAGUUUGUCAGUGGAAGGCCCUUUGCACUGAACAUCACAGCUUUGAAGUUGUUUACUACGUUAUAUCAAGCCAUAAAUAAACAGAGAAGGAAAACUGGGCAAUAAGUGAUAUUAUACUGUUGAGUUAAAUUGUUACAUUUUUUGUUCUAAUAUAAUAGCAAAUGUUAUUUAUUUUAUUAUGCCAGAGUCCAGCUAAAGCUAAAAUGCACCAAAUGCAUGUUUAAUAUCAUAAAUAUCACCUUUAGCCAUGCAUAUUUUCAGCUUUUAUAUUGUUAUGGUCUAGUUUUGAAUCACAGUCUCAGUUAUUGUUUACCAUAAAGGGCUGUUUUACACUCUGUAUUGAAACCUUUAUGCGUGUAUAUCUGUUAUAAAGUGUUUAAAUCCAUCAGUGUUACUAUGUAUAAAUUUGGUUUAUGCGUUUGUGAAAUCCUGUGUGUUACUCAGGGCAUGCUCAAGUCAGUGUUUUGCACUACAUACCAUAAUAAACAGUGAAGAAGAAAUAAAUGUUGAAAA